This is a messenger RNA of Grosmannia clavigera kw1407, 324 nucleotides long. RefSeq lists its product as uncharacterized. The transcript has a single exon. Lineage: Eukaryota; Fungi; Ascomycota; Sordariomycetes; Ophiostomatales; Ophiostomataceae. The coding region runs from base 1 to 324 and encodes 107 amino acids. The record is from RefSeq and is a predicted model, not a curated record.
AUGUGUUUUACUGCAUCUUCCUACGUUUGCAUCCCGCAAACUGCUAUAGCAUCUGAGUCCAUCGUUGGCAAGAUGGUGUCGCCAAACGAGCUCACUUUUCGGCUUCGGGGAUGUUCUGCUGGCAGCAAGGAUGUGGACAUCCGUAAUCAACUGAGCCAGGCCUUCGGCGACGUCGCCCCCAAUGAUAUCAAGGUCCACUCGCUCGCUGCAAGCUCGGACGAGCUCGAAGAGCCACGCAAGAAAACGGCAACCCUGACUUUCUCACGACUGCCAUCGGCCGUUGAUAUUCAGAAGAACAACCAGUGGAGAAUCAACGACAAUUAA